GCCUCGUUCCUUGCUAAACGCUUCCUUAAUUCCGUCGAUUCCUUGAAAAGAGAAAUCUUAUACACCAAUCAUCAGCCAUGACUAUUGAAAAGAAACCUCAUCGUCGCCUGUGUAGGAGACCGAUGUACUUUCAGGUACCCAUCGGAGUUACUUUCAGGCAACUGCAUCUUCAGAGAACCAUGUUGUUCGCUUUUCGGCGCGUGAAGUUGGCAGAUAUGAAGAAAGAGAUGAAACUCCUUCAGAAUUCCCACGAGGAAGACAGAGUGGAACUGACAGAGCUGGAAGCGAGGUUCACCCAGCUGAGGGCAGAGAGAAGGCACGCGCUGGAAGAGAGCGAGUGGACCCAAACUUGCUUGGAUAUUGUGGAGGCUUUGUUGCCGAACGACCCUCUCUCCGGUCACUGAUGACAUAGAAGAUUUCAAUUUGAAGAAAUAAAGUGCUGGGAAAGGAUGAAGGAAAUAAUAUUCUAUGGGUUUGUUCUCCAAUAAGAGCGAGAGAGGAAGACUGGUAGGUGUUCAUAUAUAAUUACUGUCUUGUUUGCUAUUGAAAUAUGGUGUUUCGAUUUAGAUCAAAAGACUGGUAAGUGUUUAUAUAUAAUUACUGUCUUGUUUGCUAUUGAAAUAUGGUGUUUU
Rubroshorea leprosula is the source of this 632-nucleotide messenger RNA. Lineage: Eukaryota; Viridiplantae; Streptophyta; Magnoliopsida; Malvales; Dipterocarpaceae. The record is from the annotation of a GenBank genome assembly.